AGAGAGAGAGCAGAAGUUACAGAGAAGCUUUUAAAUUCUCGCAGUGCCCAUUGUCUCUCUCUUUGCAUAUUCCCUUUUUAUUAAUUUUUUAUUAACAUUUAUUUUAUUUCUCCUUCUUUUAAAACGAAUUUAUUUUUCCUUUUUUUUCUCACUUUAUAUCUCUACUUUACCUUUUUUUGCAGGGUUCUUCUACUUUUUUGCUUCUUGUUCAUCUUCUUCCUCUACGUCUGUCUUCUUCCUCUGGCUGGGAAGCCAUGGCGGAGAUAAGCCAUCCUCCAAUGGAACAACUUCAAGACCUUGAGUAUUGCAUCGACUCUAAUCCUCCUUGGCCUGAAACGGUGUUACUAGCAUUUCAAAACUACAUUCUAAUGCUUGGAUCAAGUGCUUUUAUACCCGCACUGCUCGUACCGGCAAUGGGCGGGACUGAUGGAGACAAAGCAAGGGUUAUGCAGACGCUACUCUUUGUUGCUGGAAUCAAGACACUUGUUCAAGCUCUUUUCGGUACGAGGUUGCCUGCUGUUGUUGGAGGCUCUUUCGCUUACGUAGUCCCCAUUGCUUACAUCAUUAAUGACUCAUCCUUGCAAAAGAUCUCCAAUGAUCAUGAGAGAUUUAUUCACACUAUGAGAGCUAUACAAGGGGCACUGAUUGUAGCGUCAAGCAUACAAAUCAUUCUUGGCUAUAGCCAAGUAUGGGGUCUUUUCUCAAGGUUUUUCAGUCCUCUUGGAAUGGCACCAGUUGUUGGACUGGUUGGUCUAGGCAUGUUCCAGCGAGGAUUUCCACAGCUUGGAAACUGCAUUGAGAUUGGACUACCAAUGCUACUGCUUGUCAUCGGACUAACACAAUAUCUCAAACAUGUCAGACCAUUCAAAGAUGUCCCAAUCUUCGAACGGUUUCCCAUCUUGAUCUGCGUAACAUUUGUUUGGAUCUACGCCAUUAUCUUGACCGCUAGUGGAGCAUACAGACACAAGCCAUCGCUUACACAGCAUAGUUGUCGCACAGACAAAGCUAAUCUUAUAUCAACCGCUCCAUGGUUCAAAUUCCCAUACCCUCUCCAGUGGGGCCCUCCAACGUUUGCAGUAGGUCAUUCGUUUGCUAUGAUGUCUGCGGUUCUUGUAUCCAUGGUCGAGUCUACUGGGGCUUACAUGGCGGCUUCAAGAUUAGCUAUAGCCACACCUCCUCCUGCUUAUGUAUUGAGUAGAGGCAUUGGAUGGCAGGGUAUUGGUGUGUUGCUUGAUGGUCUUUUCGGAACAGGCACAGGCUCUACUGUUCUAGUAGAGAAUGUAGGACUUCUUGGGUUGACAAGAGUGGGAAGCCGUCGUGUUGUUCAAGUAUCAGCAGGCUUCAUGAUCUUCUUCUCUAUAUUGGGCAAAUUCGGUGCUGUAUUCGCGUCUAUACCAGUGCCUAUAUACGCAGCAUUGCACUGUGUCCUCUUCGGCCUCGUUGCUGCGGUUGGUCUCUCGUUUCUUCAGUUCACAAACAUGAACAGCAUGAGAAACUUAAUGAUCACUGGUCUUUCGCUCUUUCUUGGAAUCUCGAUACCUCAGUUCUUUGUUCACUACUGGGACGCAAGACAUUACGGGCUAGUUCACACAGACGCGGGAUGGUUCAACGCGUUCUUGAACACGUUGUUCAUGUCUCCAGCCACUGUUGGUCUCAUCAUUGCGGUUUUUAUGGACAAUACAGUUGAAGUGGAGAGUUCGAAGAAAGACAGAGGGAUGCCUUGGUGGGUCAAGUUUAGAACCUUUCGAGGUGAUAACCGUAAUGAAGAGUUCUACACUUUGCCCUUUAACCUCAACAGAUUCUUCCCUCCUACUUAGUAAAUUAUUGACAUGCUUCGAUGAGGAAACAGAGCCUGCUGGUUUUAGAUUCUGUUUAUUAUUCUUUUUCUUUGGUGAUGGUUCUUUAAUUCGAUGACUUCCAUUAUUGAAGUAGUCUGUUUACUUUUAAGAUUUAAUCUCUUCUUCCUGUAGAUUAUAGAGAUGGUUACUAAAACAAUGUUUUUAGUUUUUGUGUGAAUGGAAUCAAGUCUCGUAAGCUUUUCCAGUUU
Messenger RNA from Raphanus sativus (radish), 2047 nucleotides. Its product is annotated as nucleobase-ascorbate transporter 1. Gene Ontology annotation, molecular function: transmembrane transporter activity. Gene Ontology annotation, cellular component: membrane. The transcript has 13 exons. The record is from RefSeq and is a predicted model, not a curated record. Gene Ontology annotation, biological process: transmembrane transport. Lineage: Eukaryota; Viridiplantae; Streptophyta; Magnoliopsida; Brassicales; Brassicaceae. Bases 255 to 1817 code for a protein of 520 amino acids.